CUUAAAAUGAGUAAAAUACUCUCAAGUGUUAUAAUAAAUUAACAGUUGGUUAAAAAAUAAAUGUGUAUCAAGUGCAAACGCAGACGGUCAAAAUAAUUUCCACAGACUGUACAGCUGAAGUUGUAUUGACUGCUGGAAAAGGUUUUUUUUUUUCUGCCUAAAUAAAUUAAACAAAAUAUCUUCUGUCUUGUUAAAUGCAAUGCAGUUUAUUUAUUUACAUUAGUGGUUAUUGACAGUUCAAUUUGAAAAUAAUUAAAUGUGUAACAAGUGGACUUUAAAGUUUGGUUGAGGUAAUAAUAUAAAAGUGCCUCGGAACAAUUUUUUAUGGUAAUGCAAAAAAUGUUAAUGAUCAACAUGAAAUUACUACAAUCUAAUGGUGUCUUUGUACGAAUGUCCGUAAAUUAUGAUUAUUAAAUAACAAUUAUUAAUUAUUGGUUAAAAAUUAAUAUCGCAUCGAUAAAAAUUAAUAAAUUAAAUCAAACAAUCAAGCUCAACAAUUGAUUUUGUUUGUGUAUAACCUGUAAUAAAUAUAUUUAAAUGACAGUUUGGCAGCCAUGUUGUUCAGCGUCACGUGAUUUUUUAAGGAUUUUAGCGCGAAAAUUUGGAACUAAAUUUAUCACAGGCUGACAUAUUUAUUUUAUUUAAAAUUUUAAUUUUUGCAACAAUGGGUAAAACAAGAGGAGUACAUGAAACAACUCCAGAGCUGAGAAAUCGUAUGGUUGGAAUGUAUGAAGCUGGUUUAGGAUUACGUGAAAUUGCUGCUGCUGUUAAUUGUUCUCAAAGAACAGUAAAGAGAUGGUUGAAUCGUUUUGAUAAGGAAGGAACAGUAGAAACUAGAGAAAGAUGCGGUAGAAAAAGAGCGACAACUACUGAACAAGAUGCAGCUAUCGUAAGACUAGCAACACAAACACCAAUCACAGCAGCUAAAGCAGUUCUUCCAGCUUUGGGGCUCACUUGCUCGGUGGAUACGAUCAGAGAGAGACUUCAUAAAGCUGGAAUUCAUAAUUGGAGUCCAUCCAGAAAACAUAUUCAAAAAAUUCCUCUUGGAGACGUGGAUGGAGCUGCUAUUCAGCAGGCAGUGUGGCGUCCUACAGGUACUUCAUUGGGUAAAAAGAAGAGUCAGAAACCCGACGACAGCGCUAAAAAAUCUGGAGCUGUUGUUAAGAGGAAAGUUUUAAAAAAAAGAGCCAAACCUGCAAGUAAUAAUACCGACACUGAAGAAUCUGCGGCAUCAAAACAGCCGCAAACUGAAGAACCGCAGCAGUUACAGCAACAAGAUCAGUUGAAUUCAUCUUUUAACUUCCAGCCGGACAAUUUUAAUCAAGUACAACCUCGGAGCGAUGAAAGUCCUCAAAUGCAAGCCCCCUCGCUCAUGAAUAGUCAAUCGGAGUUCAACAACGCUCUCAGUCUAGUAGUCUCACCUCAAUCAAUGUAUCAGCAUCACUCCGGCGUGGACGUAACGCAAAACUGGCCUCUGGAUUUAGGGCAAAAUGCACACCAUUAUCCUCAAAGUCAGCCUGAAAGUGUCGCUCUUCACCAGCCGUCUUCUCAGCAACACCUUCAGGAGCUUCACACACCCCAAGAACAAGAGCAGCACGCACACGAGCAACAUAUGCAAGAACAUAACCAGUCUAUUCAACAACUUCACCAUCAUCAACCUCAGCACCAUCUUCACCAUCAUCCCUUCGAUGAGCCACAUCAUCAGUUAGACCAAAUUCAGUCUCAGCUAUCUCUGGAACCUAUCAGAGAGCCUAGCAAAGUGGUGCGCUCGAAUAGCUGCUCGAAUUCAAGCAUCGAUAAUAGUUCUGACGGCGAUGGCGAGCUGAAUAAUAAAGAUGAUUACGACCGCAGUCGCUCGAGGAAAAAAAAAGGUGGCAAAGCCAAAGGGACGCUUGAAACUUCCGUUGAAAUUCGAAACAGAAUGAUUGGAAUGUCCGAGGCUGGGCUGUCUACGCUAUCAAUCGCUCUGGCCAUAAACAGAUCUGAAAGGACCGUCAAAAGGUGGCUGGAACGUUGGAACAAAGAAGGCAAUGUUCAGACAAAGGAGAGAAAAGGACGCAGAAGGAUUACAACCAAAGAGCAAGAUGAGGCAAUUGUUGCAAUGGCUACACAGAAUCCACUGACUGCAGCUAAACACGUCGCUCCGGCUCUCGGUUUGAAUUGCAGCGUUGAUACUGUACGGGAGAGGUUACACAAAGCUGGAAUUCACAGUUGGAAGCUGGGUAAAAAGCAGGGUGAAGGUAAUGUUGUGCAUACUGUUCAUCUUUGGCAGCCCAGCGGCAACCGACCUAACAAACCAAAAAUAACGAAUAACGAUAGCAAUGAGAGGAAAAAGAAAGGAUUGGUUAAAAAAGUUAAUGGUGGGUCUAGUAAUGUUAAACGGACGUCGAAUAAUAAUAAUAGUAAAAAGAAGAAGAAGAAGAAGACUGAUGUAGCACCAAAAAAUUUAACAACAACUACCGGUAGCGUUGUUCAAGAGCAAAAUCAAAUUCAGCAGUACCGUGACAAUGGUGGUAUGACUUAUUCCUCGGCGCAAAGUAUCAUGCAGCCGGUUCAUGUUUCUCAAGCUCAAUCGUUAGUACCUCAACAACCACCAAUUCCUGCGCCACUUGUUUCUAUUCCUCCUCCACCUCCUCCUCCUCCUAUCGCUUCUGUGCUUCCACCGGAAACAUCUGUUCCUCAUUCGAUGCAACCACUGGGUCCUAUUAUGCAACGACCUGAUUGCCGCAUGAUUUCGUCAAUUCCUAAUACACAAAAUUCCGGCAUGAUUGGCUACUCUUCCUGUAUGAUUGGUAAUAACAAUCACAUGGAUCAUCAGCCUGAUCCACUUAAUUAUGAGCCGUUUAUUUGGACAUUUUAAUAUUGUUAUUUUUUUAUUAAUUUUAUUUAUAAUGAUCUCAAAUUUUUUUUUUGUUCCUAGAAUAGUUGUAAUUUGUAUGUUUAUUUUUUCUAUGAUUAGGUGUAUAGAUAUUUUUACAGUUGAUAAAAAUGCUUUAUUUUAAAUAAUUUUUUGUUGACUAUUGUUAAUUUUUCAC
This is a messenger RNA of Cotesia glomerata, 3035 nucleotides long. Its product is annotated as AF4/FMR2 family member lilli-like. Lineage: Eukaryota; Metazoa; Arthropoda; Insecta; Hymenoptera; Braconidae. The transcript has 3 exons. The coding region runs from base 665 to 2860 and encodes 731 amino acids. The record is from RefSeq and is a predicted model, not a curated record.